AUGAUGAAUGAAUCAACGACUAGUGUUGGGAAGAAGAGGCCUCGUGGAUCAAAAGAAGAGCAAUGGCUUUGCUCAUCAUCUUCAGAACCAAUGAAUCAGCCAAAGCAGAGACAUAUUGCUAUUGACGAGGACCAAAAGGCUCUACAUUCGAUAUUAAAUUUUCAAAUGAAGUUCCAAAGUGGUUCAAGAGGUGUGGUGAAUAGAUGGCCUGCCUACUCUUGA
Messenger RNA from Prunus armeniaca (apricot), 222 nucleotides. NCBI's taxonomy places the organism in Eukaryota, Viridiplantae, Streptophyta, Magnoliopsida, Rosales, Rosaceae. The record is from the annotation of a GenBank genome assembly.